AUGGCGACCGCGUUGACCUCACGAGACGAGCCUAAGACGGCCGAAUACGCUGGAGACGAGGUUUCUGCCCUGGUGCUCGAUCCUGGCUUCUCCAGCGUGCGGGCCGGCUUUGCAGGCGAAGACACCCCCAAAUCCAUUGUUCCUUCAUUCUACGCGUCAACCAGCUCCGGGCGGUACUUUGGGGACCAUGUGAUUGAUGUUCCGCGCGAGGAUGUGGAGAUCAAAAACCCCAUCAACAGAGACGGCAUUGUUGAGGACUGGGAUGCGGCCGAAGCGCUGUGGAAACAUUCCUUUGCGCACAAACUCACGGGGGUGCGGCCGAACAAGGCUCUGACGGAGUGGCUCAAUGAUCCGAAGUCAGUGCCCGACCUACAAAAGGCGAUGGCGGAUGCGGAGGACACGGAGCGCUGUUUAGAAGAGCAUCCUCUGUUCAUGACGGAGCCGGCAUGGAACACUGCCAAAAACCGGGAGAAAUGCGCGGAGAUCGCGCUGGAGUCGUGGGCCGCGCCAGCAUUCUACCUAGGACGGACGGGCGUGAUGGGCGCAUUUGCAGCGGGCCGCCCGACGGCGCUGGUGUUGGACUUUGGGGCGACGCAGGUAUCAGUGACCCCGGUGCAUGACGGGAUGAUUUUGAAGAAGGGGGUGAUGCGGUCGAAUAUUGGAGGCAACUACAUGUCAUCGCAGGUGCGCAACUUGCUGGCUGCGAACGAGCCGGAUCGCAUCACGAUCACGCCGCAUUACUUGGUACAAUCGAAACAACCGGUGGAUGCGGGACAACCAGCCAACUUUGUCCCGCGCAAGUUCCCCGAAGCAUUCACGGCGCCGCAACCAUCGUUCCGUCGGUACCAGGAGGAAAAGGUGAUAUUGGAAUUCAAGGAGACCGUGCUCCAGGCGUGGACCAACCCGAACACACCGUUCCGCGGCCAGGGUGAAGUGAUGGCGCGCGAACAACAAUAUGCGCACCCGUUUGAGUUUCCGGACGGCUACAACCAGCCGUUCUCGACGGAAGGGUUUAGGCUGGUGGAAUCUAUGUUCGAUGGGCAGUGCUACUAUCCUCCGCCGCCUGGGUCGGAGGAAGGAGCACUGUACCCGGCCCCUGAGCCGCAGGGAACGAUCCCGGGACUGGUGAAGGCCAGUCUGAGCCAAGUGGACGUGGACAUUCGACCGUUCUUGCUGGGCAAUGUGGUGAUCACGGGGUCGGGGUCGUUGAUCCGCGGGCUGCCCGAGCGCAUCCAGCUGGAAUUGAGCAAGAUGUAUCCCAGCACGCGAGUGCGGAUCCAGGCGUCGGGCAUGGCGGUGGAACGCAAGUUUGGGAGCUGGAUCGGAGGCAGCAUCGUGGCGAGUCUGGGGACGUUUCACCAGAUGUGGAUUUCCAAGAAGGAGUACGAGGAGCAUGGGGCGAGCAUCGUAGAGAAGCGGUGCAAGUGA
Messenger RNA from Capronia epimyces CBS 606.96, 1428 nucleotides. RefSeq names its product actin-like protein 4. The record is from RefSeq and is a predicted model, not a curated record. The transcript has 2 exons. Gene Ontology annotation, cellular component: NuA4 histone acetyltransferase complex; SWI/SNF complex. Gene Ontology annotation, biological process: regulation of transcription by RNA polymerase II. Bases 1 to 1428 code for a protein of 475 amino acids. NCBI's taxonomy places the organism in Eukaryota, Fungi, Ascomycota, Eurotiomycetes, Chaetothyriales, Herpotrichiellaceae. Gene Ontology annotation, molecular function: chromatin binding.